AUGGAAUAUAACAAGGAAAAGGCUAAUUUAAUUCUUGAACUCAAACACAACAACAAUGGAAAAAGUUCUUUAACAACAACCGAUAGCAAAAAAAUACUUCUUCCUAACAUCAUUUCAAAAUUUCGAAAACACAAGGAACACAUAAAGUAUUCAUUAACAAUUGCGGGGAGGUCUUAUCGAAGCGCACGUAGAGGGGAGACGAUGAAAACCGGAAGCAAAUUACAAGGCACUACUAAAACAACACGCAUACGUUGA
This is a messenger RNA of Clunio marinus, 255 nucleotides long. The record is from the annotation of a GenBank genome assembly. NCBI's taxonomy places the organism in Eukaryota, Metazoa, Arthropoda, Insecta, Diptera, Chironomidae.